AUGGUAGCACACUCACCUGGAUCCGCUUCCCAGGUCGUGGCUGUACUUGCCCUGGCCAUUGCCAGCUACUUUGCAUCCCACAGACCGCACCCUGCGCACGCGCUUUCUCUUUCGAGACUAGUGGGCCUGGAAGCUGCUGGUACAUCGCCACAAGUCGCGGAGAGCGUCGCACCUGACAGUGUGAACUCGACUGCUUUGAUGCAGCAGGCCUUGCUCUACGGAGAAGCCUCUGUGGCUGUCAAGGCAAUGGCAAACCAGUCCUGGCCACCUUCGAAGUUGCUGCACGAAGGUGAGGACUGCUGGCGACCUUGUGGAAAUGUAUCCGGUGACUGUUCCUGGUGUGGUCUUGGCAAUGCAUGCUGCCGGCUUGGCGCAAAGUUUGAUCCACCAGAGUGUGAGGGUGCGACUUUCUCGACAGCAAAGUGGCACACGUGCGUGGCGCCAGCACAGCUCCAUUCAGUGAAGCAUGUAUCACAAGAAUGCUUGUCGCGAUGCAACUUCCGCAGCGGCUAUUGCGACUGGUGUGGUGCAGGAAAUGCUUGCUGCAUGGAGAAGGCAGCCGCCCUGGAUGCUCCGGAAUGCCGAGGAGCAUAUUCUUACCGCAGCGAUGGCGCGUACAACUGUGUACCUACACUGGGUACCUGCGGCUUCGGAGAAGUUGCAGAUGGCAAGGGCGGCUGCAAGACGCCCGGAGCAGCGCCCACCAUGAGCUUUUACAUGUACAAGGCCUCUGCUCCAUAUUGGCCUCUCGAGCUCAAUCUGAGCACUGACAUGGGCAGCCUUGGUGGUGUUCUUUGGUAUUUGCACAAUGACAUUGUGACGGAUUGCCCUCGCAAAUUCGGGAUCGAUCGCAUCUUGCGCUACUACGUCACGAUGAAGCCAACAGACGCGCUCUACCAGAAGGGGCAAUUAUUCGACCGCUGGGCAGAGUUCCGACAGGGCAAAGUGGCCGAUCCGUCCUUUCAGGCAGAUCACUGGGACAAGUACGGCUACAAUGUCGGCUGCCUACGACCUGAUGUGACAAGAUCCGUGGCCCGAUAUCAAGAUGCCAUUUGGUAUUCACUCCCCGGGCGAUGCCCGAGCAAUGAUUUCCAGCGCAAAACGGAGCGAUGUUCAUUGGAGCAGCCCGGUGGCUAUUGUGCUCACCCAAAUGGUACCAGCACAUGCACUUGGACCGCAACAUUUGCAGGGGAGGUGUUUCUUGAUGAAAUCGCUGGCAUCAUUGAUCAGGCGUCGUUCUGCAACCUGGGCGGUUUCGAGUACGACAGUUAUGAGGACAAGGGGGUCAACAACGACUUUUGGAAUGGCAAGCUGAACUUCGAAGCAUGCAGCUGGCGGGUGAGCCGAGUGCACCAAGAGUUCGCGCGCAAGCAUCCCAACUUACCUGUGGGACUCGACCGCCACCCGUGCGACCACGACAGCCUGCAAGAAGGAUGA
Molecule: messenger RNA, 1437 nt
Organism: Symbiodinium natans
Lineage: Eukaryota; Dinophyceae; Suessiales; Symbiodiniaceae
Source: the annotation of a GenBank genome assembly